Echinococcus granulosus is the source of this 1068-nucleotide messenger RNA. RefSeq lists its product as hypothetical. The record is from RefSeq and is a predicted model, not a curated record. Bases 1 to 1068 code for a protein of 355 amino acids. NCBI's taxonomy places the organism in Eukaryota, Metazoa, Platyhelminthes, Cestoda, Cyclophyllidea, Taeniidae. The transcript is spliced from 7 exons.
AUGGCAAAUAUGUGUCGACAGCACCUCUUUGAGCUGGACUUCUUCCUCUCUCGAGAUAUCACCUUCGAUUGCUUACUCUACUCUACGAUUACCUCUAUAAUCACCACCAUCCACUGCAGUGGUGGCAGCGGAGACGAGGUAGUGGACAGUCUGAGUGCGUUAUGUCUGCAUGACGCCUGCCUUGCCGACCUUGAGGAACACUGCUCCCCACCAAAUUGCUCUCCUGCUAACGUUAGUAGCGAAGAAGCUGAAGGGGAGUAUGAACUUGAAAGGGAUAUGAGCUGUCUCGGAGACAAUAUGGAUCGGCUUCAGUUUUUUCUCCAUGUUCAGUCCCACCUGCAGCCAUUGUACCGCAAGGAGCUGAUGCGAUACGUACGAGACGUGGAAGAAGAGCCUAACCUUGACCACGGUUUUGCGCGUCUUUGCUUGGCUGCCGAGAAGCGCUUCUGUCAGAGAGUACCCAGUAGCGUUCAGCAAAUCCUCAGCCAUUCUGACUAUGAUACCGUUCUUAAUAAAGGAGUCACCCUCAAUAGCCUAAAGCUUAAAAACAUUGUCUAUAUUACUUGUCUUUGUGGGCAUCGCGGCAGACCGCCAGCCAAGCGUCACCAAGAGCUUUUCGGUCGCGACCAGAUGACAAUGGCGGAGAGUCAUUCAGAUUUCAAGCUCAUGAGCACCUGCAUUGGAAUGAUCCACAGCCAUCGUGGUGACAUGUUUACUAGCAGUUCCAUGGACAUAAAACUGUCUUGUUCCGAUGAGCUCAGAGUCGACAGCAACAAGCCUUUUAAACACAAGAACACAGUAGUUCGAUGUCUUCAGAGCCAGUACAUCCUAACCAGCACCAAACAGAGCAGGAAAUCUCUCACGCACUCCUGUUCUAAGUAUGUGCGUGAGGUGAGUCUCUUCGCUUGUGGUGAGCUGCUAACUUCAACCACCCUGAAUCACCACAUGGAUCCCUUGCUAGCGUUGAUGUGUCGUGGCAACCUCAUCAAGCACUGCUCAGAGAACCUGGCUCUCUCCGGUCUAGAUGGGAGGAAUAAUGAUGGCGUGCCGUUAGAGUACCUGCGCUGA